Apis florea (little honeybee) is the source of this 1480-nucleotide messenger RNA. Its product is annotated as orcokinin peptides. The record is from RefSeq and is a predicted model, not a curated record. Lineage: Eukaryota; Metazoa; Arthropoda; Insecta; Hymenoptera; Apidae.
AGCGAAAGUAGCGAUCGGCGCGAUUAUUUUCCUAAAUACGUAGUUCGGAAACGGUUGGAAAUGGAAUUAGCAAUGCCAUCGAAGCGAGAUGCGCGCGAUGGGCCGUAAUGAUACGAUCGGAGGCACGAGGGUGAUACCACGCGUAAGAAAUAAUGGAUUUCGGCGUCGCGACUUGUCGCGGUUUGUCGCGUCGCGGCGCGUGCGUCCUCCAAGCCCGCUUCGCACCCCCCGAUCCGUACCCUCUCGACCGCUUACCCUCUCUAUAUAUAUUUCGAACAACCACGAGGUGGACCGGUACAAGGCACGCGAUUUGAGUCGUAGAUACACCUCGUACGCUCAAACGCUCGCUUUAUUUCACGUUUUUGGUAAAAGCUGCACGACUCGCUGCCCCGAUCAAUGAUGCCGUGCCAGGGUGCUUUCGCUCUCUCGAUCCUGACUCUCUCGAUCACGGCAACCGUUUGGAUACCCACCGUUCAGGCUGAAAUUAACCCUCUGCGCAGAGAGUUUUACGGACCCGUUAACCCGGAAUUGUUCGCCGCGUUUCUCGACGACCAUGAUGCGAGAGCCCGGGCAAAUCUGCGCGACUUCUCUUCCGGGUCGAGCACGAACGAGCUCGUGGACGAGCCAUCUCCAGUCAGCGACUCGCUCGGGUAUCGCUCGCCCGAGCUCGAACGUUUCGAGAAGCGGAACAUAGACGAGAUCGACCGGACGGCUUUCGACAAUUUCUUCAAGCGAAACUUGGACGAGAUAGAUCGCGUCGGUUGGAGCGGAUUCGUGAAACGAUUGGCCAAUUACUUGGGUCACAGAACGAGCGAACGUGGCCCGGCUAUGAGACGAUUCGGCUGAAAGGAUUUUUAUCUCCCGUGUUAUUAUUUCCUUUUUUUUUCGAAAAUAUUGAUCGAACCUCCUCUCUCUCUCUCUCCCCUCACGGAUAAUAAUAAUAAUAAUAAUAAUAAUAAUCGUCAAGAUCGAUCAGGAUGACGCUUGCUUGGAAAAACGGACGAAUUUAUUUUUUUGGCUGCGAUUCGCCGAGGAGGCGAACCUCUGGCGUCGUGACUAUCCGAGCUCGGCCCUCCGCCGUCGUUUUUCUCCCAAUAUUUUCACGGGGCCCGCACGCGGAAAACUUGGACACAGGGUUGCGGGCAACCUCGCGCCUAUCCACCUCCGAAACCAGCGAAUCCUCCCGAUUCUCGAUGCUCCUCCUCUCGGCGGCGGCGACGAUCCUCUCGAUCUCCGUGCCCACGUCCGUCGGUGUCUCGAUCCUCACGCUCUCCCGAUUCCGAUCCAUUCGCACCAUCUGAUGUUCGCGUCGCAUCGAUGAUAUCGACCUGAGAGAAAGAUAUCGAUCCGGUCACGUACCUCGAUCACGUUCUCCUCGAGACUCGCGAAUCGUCGCAACACCGUCUCCAAUUUUGAACUCUGGGUCGUCAACCGGUCGGUGACUCGAAGCUCCUUCCCGAUAUCCUCCUUGAUCUGGGGG